CAAACACCUUUCUCAUAUGACGUUUUUAGUUUUCGGCGGAUAUUUUUUUUGGAACGGUAUAAAAGCUCAUCGCCAAUUUCAUUCGAACAUCAGUCAGUUGUCUCUUGUCCGUUAUUCGACAUCAACAAUGAAGGUAUUUGUCUGUGUUCUUAUUUGCGCUGCCUAUGUGUCGGGCGGUUUCUUAAGCGGUGGCAGUAGCGGAGGUGGUGGCGGUUAUGAUUAUUCAAGUCCUGGCUGGCAAGGCGGUAGCAGCGGUGGUGGUUGGCAAAGUAGCGCCCCAGCACCUGCACCAGCAAAAAUUGUAAAGGUGAUUGAGGAGCCAUCACACGGCGGUAGUCACGGUGGAUAUGGUGGCGGCCAUGGAGGCGGUCACAGCGAAGAAAUCAUCAAAAUUGUUCGCGUUCAAGGGGGUGGCCAUGCUGGUGGUCACGGUGGUGGUGGUGCUGGCGGUUAUUCAUACGGUCCAGGCCCCUCUGCUCCAGUUAAAGUUAUCAAGUUGGUCGAUGGUGGAUAUUCUGGUGGCCAUGGCGACCACCAUGCACCAGCUCCACAAGUGAUUAAAGUGAUCAAAAUUCAAGGAGGUCCACCAAGUGGUGGUGCCGGAUGGCCACAAGGUGGAAUCUGGCCGUCAGCCGAUCAUCAAGGAUGGACUGCCAACGCCGGUGGCUGGGAUUAAAUUUGAACUCCUUAAAAAAAUUCCCCUUAACAUUAACAUCGAUUUCGAUGAAACAUUUGUAUAGAAUAGAUGAAAAACAAACAAACCAAUUCACCGGAAGUGACGAGAUUCCAAAUUUUAUGUUAAAAUAAUGAGGAGAUCUCCCUUUCACACAAACAUUGUUCACUUAAACGAAACACAUUUGAUAUGACAAAUAAAUGUAUUUAUUAAAAUAUGUAAA
Messenger RNA from Contarinia nasturtii (swede midge), 896 nucleotides. Its product is annotated as glycine-rich cell wall structural protein 1.0-like. The transcript is spliced from 6 exons. NCBI's taxonomy places the organism in Eukaryota, Metazoa, Arthropoda, Insecta, Diptera, Cecidomyiidae. The record is from RefSeq and is a predicted model, not a curated record. The coding region runs from base 17 to 676 and encodes 219 amino acids.